CAAGGGGCGGGGCUUCUUCUUGUCAGAGGUGUGUGUGUGUGUGUCUCUCUCUCCGCCUCCUUUUUUAAUUUGGCUCCCCUUUCUCUCAGGAGUAUCCCAAUUAGACUCUUCUUCCCUCAGACCUCUCCACGUUUCACUCGACUUUUCUGUCGCCUCCACUCCUCGCGCGGAGGAAGACACCUGGUGCGCGCCUCGCUUUCUGUGUGUGUUUUGCGCGCUGCGGGGAGAAGGAAGCGAGGACGAGAGAGCGAGCGAGCAAACUUGAGAAACUUGUUUGUCCACUCCCCGGGCUGGCUCUCCGCGAGCGAGCUCGUUUUAAAAGGGGAACGGUGUGGGGAGGGGGAAAGGAAGGAAGGAGAGGGAGCCGCUGGCCGAGAAAAGCAUGAAAACGAGCUGAGCAAAACACCCCCCCACCUGCUUGGGAUUCUGCCUGGACACGGAGAAGAGGGAACGGCUAGGAGAAUGAAUUCGGAAAGAGAUUCGGAAACUACCUUUGACGAGGACUCCCAACCCAACGACGAAGAGGUGCCAUAUAGCGAUGAUGAGACAGAGGAUGAAUUGGACGUUCCGCCUCCUGUCGAGCCAGAGCAAAACCGCAUCAACAGAGAGGUGGAAGUGACUCGAGAUACGCUUAGAAAAGAAUGCGGCUGGCAAGUUAAAGCAAAUGAUUGUGCCUUCUAUGAACAGCCCCAAUUUAUGAAAACGACUUAUCUGUGCCUUAAGAAAAGUAAAUAUGCAGGGAAUGCAAUCAAAACCUACAAGUAUAAUCCCAUUACCUUCUUGCCACUGAAUUUAUUUGAACAGUUUAAAAGGGUCGCCAACUUCUAUUUCUUGGUUCUACUUAUUUUACAGUGCAUUCCUCAGAUAACCACCCUCUCAUGGUAUACAACUCUGAUACCUUUACUCUUGGUUCUCGGCAUCACUGCGAUAAAAGACCUAGUGGAUGAUAUUGCUCGGCAUCGGAUGGACAAUGAAAUUAACAACCGCACGUGUGAUGUAAUCAAGGAUGGCAGGUUUGAAAAUACAAAAUGGAAGGACAUCAAAGUUGGUGAUAUCAUCCGUCUUAGGAAAAAUGCCUUUAUUCCUGCUGAUAUCCUGCUGCUGUCCACUUCAGAACCUAAUAGCCUUUGCUAUGUAGAGACAGCUGAAUUAGAUGGUGAAACCAAUUUGAAGUUCAAGAUGUCUCUGGAGGUGACUGACAGAUACCUUCACCAAGAGGGCGCCUUGGCAGCAUUUGAUGGUUUGAUAGAAUGCGAAGAGCCCAACAACCGACUCGAUAAAUUCACAGGGACUUUGAAGUGGAAAGGAAAAAGCUAUGCUUUGGAUGCUGAUAAAAUCUUGUUGCGUGGCUGCAAAAUCCGGAACACUGACGUUUGUCAUGGGCUUGUCAUAUUUGCAGGAGCAGACACAAAAAUAAUGAAAAACAGUGGGAAAACACGGUUUAAAAGGACUAAAAUUGACUCCCUUAUGAAUUACAUGGUUUAUACGAUUUUCGUUUUGCUCAUCUUAGCGUCAGCUGGCCUGGCUAUUGGGCACACCUACUGGGAACAGCAGAUUGGCAAUUCUUCUUGGUACCUCUAUGACGGGAAGGAUGAGACCCCUGCUACCAGAGGCUUCUUUAACUUUUGGGGUUACAUCAUUGUCCUUAACACUAUGGUUCCAAUUUCCCUCUACGUGAGUGUUGAAGUGAUCCGUUUGGGCCAAAGCUACUUCAUCAACUGGGACUUGCAAAUGUAUUACCCAGAGAAGGAUACAGCGGCAAGAGCCAGGACAACUACUUUGAAUGAACAGCUUGGACAGAUCCACUACAUCUUCUCAGAUAAGACGGGUACACUGACGCAGAACAUAAUGGCAUUCAAAAAGUGUUGCAUAAAUGGACAGUCCUAUGGAACGUGCAGGGAUAAAACAGGCCAAGAACUGCAUCAUCCUGAACAAGUUGACUUCAGCUGGAAUAUGUAUGCAGAUGGGAAGCUCACCUUUCAUGAUCAGUAUCUGAUCGAACAAAUUCGGUCUGGCAAGGAACCUGAAAUUCGACAGUUCUUCUUCCUGCUUGCAAUUUGCCACACAGUGAUGGUGGAUGCCUCUGAUGGUGAGCUCAGCUAUCAGGCGGCCUCCCCUGACGAAGGAGCAUUGGUAACUGCAGCCAGAAACUUUGGUUUUGCUUUUCUUUCACGGACACAGAAUACUAUUACAAUAAGCGAGAUGGGAACUGUGAAAACUUACGAAGUUCUUGCCAUUUUGGACUUCAACAGCGAUAGAAAGAGGAUGUCCGUUAUCACAAGAGAACCAGAUGGAGCAAUCAAGCUUUAUUGCAAAGGAGCGGAUACAGUGAUAUAUGAACGGCUGCAUCCAAGGAAUCCUACGAAGCAUGCAACACAGGAAGCAUUGGAUAUCUUUGCAAAUGAAACCCUUAGAACGUUGUGCCUUUGCUACAAGGACAUUAGCGAAGAGGAGUACGAGGCGUGGAAUAAAAAAUUCAUGGCUGCUAGCGUUGCUACAAGAAACCGUGACGAAGCUCUGGACAAGGUGUAUGAAGAAAUUGAAAGAAAUCUAAUUCUCUUGGGUGCCACAGCAAUUGAAGACAAGUUGCAGGAUGGAGUUCCAGAAACAAUAUCCAAACUGGCGAAGGCAGAUAUUAAGAUAUGGGUGUUGACAGGCGACAAGAAAGAAACUGCAGAAAACAUCGGGUUUUCCUGUGAACUCUUAACAGAUGAAACAACUAUCCACUAUGGAGAAGACAUCAGUGCUCUUCUGCAGACAAGGUUGGAAAACCAGAGGAACGUAGUUGAAUCAAACACGAAUUCAUCCCAAAGAAGCAACGAUCCCUUUUUUGAGUCGGGUAGAAACCGUGCCCUAAUUAUCACUGGCUCAUGGCUGAAUGAAAUUCUACUGGAGAAGAAAAAGAAGAAGAAGAAACUCUUGAAGCUGAAGUUUCCAAGGACAGCAGAAGAAAAGCAAAAGCAGAUGGAGAGCAAAAGGAGAGCCGAGCUGGUCAAGGAGCAGCAGCAGCAGAACUUUGUUGACUUGGCUUGCGAGUGCAGCGCAGUGAUUUGCUGCAGAGUGACGCCCAAGCAGAAAGCCAUGGUGGUUGACCUGGUGAAGAAGUACAAGAAAGCCAUAACCUUGGCCAUCGGGGAUGGUGCUAACGAUGUAAAUAUGAUAAAAACGGCCCAUAUUGGUGUUGGCAUAAGUGGACAAGAAGGAAUGCAAGCAGUCAUGUCCAGCGACUACUCUUUUGGCCAGUUCAGAUUCCUCCAAAGGUUGCUGCUUGUUCACGGCCGAUGGUCGUACAUAAGGAUGUGCAAGUUCCUUCGGUACUUCUUCUACAAAAACUUUGCAUUUACGUUAGUCCACUUUUGGUACUCCUUCUUCAAUGGCUAUUCUGCCCAGACAGCUUAUGAAGAUUGGUUUAUCACUCUCUACAAUGUAUUAUAUUCCAGCCUGCCAGUUCUCCUCGUUGGGUUGCUUGACCAGGACGUGAGUGACAAGCUGAGCAUACGUUUUCCUGCCUUGUACGUAUCGGGACAGAGAGAUUUGCUUUUCAACUACAGGAAGUUCUUUGUAAGCCUCCUGCACGGUGCUAUAUCAUCACUGAUUAUUUUCUUCAUACCGUACGGUGCUUACCUACAAACCAUGGGGCAAGAUGGAGAAGCGCCCUCAGAUUACCAGUCCUUCGCUGUCACAGCGGCGUCCUCUCUCAUAAUCGCAGUCAACUUUCAGAUGGGGCUGGAUACAUCUUACUGGACAUUUGUGAAUGCUUUCUCAAUAUUUGGGAGUAUUGCACUUUACUUCGGAAUUAUGUUUGAUCUACACAGUGCUGGGAUCCAUGUCCUUUUUCCUGCUGCUUUUCAGUUUACAGGCACUGCUUCAAACGCUCUCCGGCAACCAUAUCUCUGGUUGACCAUAAUCCUAUCCGUUGCACUUUGCUUGCUGCCGGUGGUCGCUCUCCGUUUCUUGAGCAUGACCAUUUGGCCUUCGGAAAGCGAGAAGGUCCAGAAGAAUCGCAAGAAGUUCAAGGCCGAAGAGGAAAAGUGGAAGCGGAGGCAAAGCGUCUUCCGCCGUGGGAUCUCUGGCCGCCGUUCUGCUUAUGCCUUCUCCCACCAGCGGGGUUACGCUGACCUCAUAGCUUCCGGGCGGAUCAUUCGUAAAAGGAGAGCUUCGUUAAGCGCAGUCCUUGGCAACAAUUUAGCAGAAGUCAGGCAAGCUGAAGAAGCCAGCUGAUGAUUUUCUGUGUCCUACAGGAAGUGGAUCCCCCGCACCCGUUGAAAAACAAUUGCACAAAGUUUUUAUUUUUUUAUGAAAAACUCAGGAUUCUUUUUUCUUUUUUGGGGAAAAAAAUCAAGAUUAUGAAGACAGCUUGAUUUCCUCCUCAAGCUACUUCGUUUGAGAUAACUGAACUGAAGAACUGAGCAGUGUUUUCAGAUCUUGAUCCUUGUAUAUUUUGUUUCAUGUGAAAUUGAAGGAUAUAAAUCUAUGGGCUUAAAGACCAACAAUUGCAACGGUUGUUCUUUUAAAAUGAUACUUAGAACUUCAUGUUUCUUUUUUUAAAAUGCAAUCAUGAAAAUACAGUUUCAACUGAUGUUUCGUGCCUCAACACCAAAGAUGGACUUAGCUGAGAAGCAAAAUGGUUCUGUUUGCCACUUCAUUCCACUAACUCAGCUAUGAUUAUGAUUUUUAGCUAACCAAAGAUGUCCUCUUUUUCUUUUAAGACAAGAGAGGUGCAGUUUUACUUUGCAAGCGUUCGGAACCAUUAUUCACCAGUCCAUGGGGUAUUGUGGUCCAAGGCAGCAUGCUUUUAAUAAUUUUCAGGGAUUUGGGUAGGGAAAGUUCAGUAUAUGCAAAGCAUCUUAAUCAGGUUAGCCUCUUAAUCUGGCAUUGGGGAUAGGGAGUCUGUGGCUGUGUGCAUGUUGUUGAGACUCCAACUCCCAUCAGCCACAGCCACAAUGGCCAAUAGUCAGGGGUGAUGGGAGCUGUAGUUCAUCAGCAUCUGGGAAGUACAAGUUCCCUAUCUCUGUUCUAGGUCUGGUCCCGGAGCCAUAGCUAGUUUGCAACAUUCACUCAAUCGGGGCUUUCUUGGGGAUACUCUGCUGAAAUGACCACCAAUUGUUCACCAGCAGGACUUGGUGAAUUGAAUCUCUUUUCUGGUAUAUUGUUUUAUACCACUGCCUUUACUCUUUUUAAAAGUCUCUGUGUUCUUUGUAUCAUGUUUUGCGAAAAAAGGGAAGAGAUAUCAAACCAGUGAAGGGUGUAUUAUUGGCAUACUUCCUUGAUUUUCUACCUGCUUAACCUCUAUGCAAGGUAGACGUCAACGAUUCUCACAUUAUGGGAACUAUUUCCAUGUAGAACAGGUGUGAGGAACUUUUGGCCCUCCAGAUGUUGCUGAACUACAACUCCCACCAUCCCUAGCCAUUGAUUUUUGCUGGGUGUGGUGGGAAUUGUAGUUCCCUAUACCUGAUGUAGAACAUGUAGACGCCAUUGUACUUAAAAGGCACAUGCGUUGUCUAUUUUACUACACAUGUAUAUGUAGCUAAAACCAGGUGUGCAUGGGUUCUUCAUACACAAUAAUGUGCACCCUUAAGUGAGACCCAUGUUACAAGUCGUGGGUGAAACAGACUAAACUGAAUAAAAUGUUUUUUAUUCACUGGGUGAUGGUUCAAAGCACAAACUGGAACAAGAGAAUUGAUCACAUCAAGGAGGACUCCUUUUCACUAUGUUUUAAUAGUAAAAAAAUGUUUGAGAUUUUUAGUGUACAGAUCUUCAGAGGGUUUUUGUGUUGGGACAUACAAAUGGUUUACAUUUCAAAAAUUUCAGCAUACACCAAUGUGUCUUGUUAAAUAUUCACUAUAUAGUUCCACUUUUUUUUUUUUUUUGCAAACCAUGCAGCCCGGUGUCUAAAAUCGUCCUUUAGGAGCAUGGAAUUCAUACAUUUCUUCAUUAUUAUUGUUAUUUAAUGUGCAAAGGUUUACAGUUUUUUCUUUUCAUUAGGUGGGAGAAAAUUGACUUUAGUUUCCUAGAUUGAUUUCUCUCCAUCCAAAGAUGAGGAGGUGGCGAGCCACACGUUUUAAGCUCCUAAUCUGGGUGCAAUAUUAAUUUUAACGUGCUGGUUGAGAUAAGUAUGCCAUACACUUGUAUCCAAACCAUAAAUUGUAAAUAUUUUUAUUUGCUUAAAGAUAACGUACAUAUUUAACAGGCCUUAAUUUUUAAUGCUUUUGACUGAAGUGAAAGAAGUGUUUUCACUGGUCCGAAAUAUUUUUAUUAAACUCUACUUCAAAUA
Messenger RNA from Podarcis raffonei (Aeolian wall lizard), 6274 nucleotides. RefSeq names its product ATPase phospholipid transporting 8B1 (gene ATP8B1). Gene Ontology annotation, cellular component: plasma membrane. Gene Ontology annotation, biological process: Golgi organization; phospholipid translocation. Gene Ontology annotation, molecular function: ATP hydrolysis activity; magnesium ion binding; ATP binding. The coding region runs from base 463 to 4221 and encodes 1252 amino acids. The transcript is spliced from 28 exons. NCBI's taxonomy places the organism in Eukaryota, Metazoa, Chordata, Lepidosauria, Squamata, Lacertidae. The record is from RefSeq and is a predicted model, not a curated record.